Molecule: messenger RNA, 1209 nt
Organism: Glossina fuscipes
Lineage: Eukaryota; Metazoa; Arthropoda; Insecta; Diptera; Glossinidae
Gene: AQP
Product: aquaporin-11
Exons: 5
Coding region: 186-983 (265 amino acids)
Cellular component (GO): cytoplasm
Molecular function (GO): channel activity
Source: RefSeq, a predicted model, not a curated record
ACUGAGAAUAGUUGCACAUUGAAUAUCUCGCAAAAUUGUCGCCUACUAAUUGGCAUUUGUGCGCCCUCGGAAGCGCAUUAAAAAUUUACUAGACAUUCAAUCGUAUAAUAGAAAAAUUAUUUUAUUUUUUUUUGCAAAAAAAAAAUUAUUGCACAACAGACACUAUAAAAGUAGGUGCCCGCAAUAUGUCUAUGACAUCAUUGGGUGUUAGUACCGGAUUUAUGGUGGGCUGUUGUGUUGCAGCUCAAAUCGCCAGGCGUGUAACUAAAAAAUUUUUCAAAAACGAAGAAGGCUUGGUACCGACUCUAUUCUACGAAGCUAUAGCGGCAGCAGAAUUAUGCGCCUGUUGUUUCGAAUUGAUUAUAGUGGCUGAUAACUUCGGUGUAGCUGCCUAUGCUGUCUACCUAUUCCUUUUGACUGUGUGGUGGGGAAAAGUUUGGGGCGACGCUUCGGCUUGUCCAUAUACGCACAUGGAAGACAUGUUAGAGGGUAAAACCUCAUUGAAAGAAGUAGCUUUACGCACUUGGGCUGAAUUAAUGGGCGGAUGCUGUGUUUAUAGAAUUGUCCAGGUGUUCUGGUGGUUUGAAUUUGCCGAAACGCAUCAAGGCCGUGCUUUCGAGGAUUGUAAUGCCGAUUUACAGGUGAAUCCUUAUUUGGGUGCAGCGAUAGAAGGUUUUGCUACAUUACUUUGUCGUUUGGCUAGUAAAACUUUGAAUGAAAAAGGUCCAAAAUUUUGCAGUAUUAUCGAUUCAUUUAUUGGUACAAGUUUGGUGGUAGCAGCUUUCAAUUUCUCCGGCGGCUAUUUUAAUCCCGUUUUGGCUACCGCUUUAAAGUGGGGCUGUCGCGGUCAUACAAAUAUUGAACACAUUAUUGUCUAUUGGAUUGGCGCCUGUGUGGGAGCAGUAGUCUCAGUGCCACUCUUUAAAUUACCUUAUGUACGUAACAUGUUAUUGGGCAGCGAAUAUAAAGAUAAGAAAGAAUAAGGUUCAUUGUGCUUAUUCUAGUUUUUUUUUUUUUUUUUGUGUUUUUAUAUAAUUUGAAUAUUUUUUUAAAUUAUUGUUCAAUUUGUUUAAUUACUUUUUACCUAUACAAAUGUUUAUCGUUAAUUAGAUACCAAAAAUGCUGAGAACAAAUGAGUGAUAAUUAAUGAGAAUAAAUUUAAAUUAUGAUUGAAGAAAUAAAAUUACAAUAAAAUGUUCACUAAAAGAG